Molecule: messenger RNA, 2093 nt
Organism: Lethenteron reissneri (Far Eastern brook lamprey)
Lineage: Eukaryota; Metazoa; Chordata; Hyperoartia; Petromyzontiformes; Petromyzontidae
Product: baculoviral IAP repeat-containing protein 3-like
Biological process (GO): regulation of cell cycle
Cellular component (GO): cytoplasm; nucleus
Source: RefSeq, a predicted model, not a curated record
GAGUGGAUUGAGGUGCGGAGCGAGAGAGACACAGAGAGAAGGAGCUAUCGAGAGUGACAACAGGAGUCGUGCCAUUUCCCAUCGCCGGUGUUUAAACUACCCGUCUCUUUCACGCCGGAAAGGAGGAGAAGGCUCGACGUUUCUCGAGUGAUCUUCCACAAGAGAGCCCGGGCCAACUUGUCCGUUGCAAAAGCAUUCGCACGACGACUUCUUCUCCCCAAAAUUGCCCCGUAUCCUUUCCGCUCGGUCGAUGUCGCGCGUCAUAGAGACACGGGCCUUUCGCAGGGCGUCGGCAGCGAGACGCCCCGCUCCCCCGGUGUCCCGCUCGGACCGGAUCCCACCGCCGCCGUCGGCCUCGGAGAUGCACGCCGAAGCGGCCAGGCUGCUGUCCUUCUCCGAGGGGUGGCCCGAGUCGUCCCCCGUGCGGUCCGCGGACUUGGCGCGGGCCGGACUCUACCGCGUGGGUCCCGACGACCUGGUGGCCUGUUUCCGCUGCGGCGGGAUGAUGCAUCGCUGGAAGGCGGGAGACGACCCCGUCCGGGAGCACGCCAGGCACUUCCCCGCCUGUGCUCUCAAGGCUCAACUACCGGGACAGACGCCGCAGAGUACAACUGCGGAGAUUGAGCACGCAUCGCCAUCGGUCGAGGAGCUUCUGGACAAGCUGGAAGAGCGGCUGUCCUGCAAAGUGUGCAUGGAGCACGAGGUGUCCAUCAUCUUCACGCCGUGCAGACACGUGGUGACGUGCGGCCACUGCGCCCUCUCCCUGAGCGAGUGUCCCGUGUGCCGCGUGGCCGUGAGAAGGGCGCUCCGGGCCAUCAUGGCUUAGGCGGACGGCCGUGGGAAGGAAGAGAGAGAAACGACCGCCCGGGAUUCCGACCGUUGGGGCCAGUUAGUUGAUUAACCCCUCCUCCCUCUCCCGUUGCGAGACAUAGGCCGGUCGCUGGCAAGCGGUGAGAGGCACGGGGAGGGCAAUUUAACUCGGCCACCGCCCUCCACCCAUAGAUCAGCUUAUUUUUUGGUUUCCGGAAUGUGAAAGGGUUCAUUGAUAACGAUCAGAGUGUGGUGAUUUGAAGGCGUACGAUGUCAGACUUUGAAAGUGAAGAAGUGAAGUUUAAGGCUGUUCUUUAAUUUGUACUUUAACCAGGAUGGUACGCAAAGUUUAUUUGUUAACAAUUUAUACAUUUGUGAGUUAUUACAUUUACAACUCUGUGGGACACAGUGCAAUGGGUGGAAGGGUCAAAGAUUGCGGUGAUUUUAAGGCGAAUAUACAUUUGUGAGUUAUUACAUGUACAACUCUGUGGGACACAAUGCAAUGGGUUUAAGGGUCAAAGAUUGCGGUGAUUUUAAGGCAAAUAUACAUUUGUGAGUUAUUACACUUACAACUCUGUGGGACACAAUGCAAUGGGUGGAAGGGUCAAAGAUUGCGGUGAUUUUAAGGCGAAUAUACAUUUGUGAGUUAUUACACUUACAACUCUGUGGGACACAAUGCAAUGGUGGCAUGGGAAAGCGUUAACACGAGUGCGGUGAUUUGAAGGCGUUUGAUGCCAGACUUGAAGUGAAGAAGUUAUGUUAAAGACUGUUCUGUAACCUUUAUUUGAAUUGGAAUGUUACGCAAAGUUUCCGUGUGUAAAACAAUUUUACAUUUGUGAGUUAUUACAUUUAUAAGUGCCGGUAGCCUUCACAGCUGCUGCUACUCGCUACACGGCGGUGGAUGGGUGAUUUUUGGGCUGUGUGUGGACCGCUUUGUGCUUUUGUUUCUAAAAAGUGGCGGGUUUUUUUCCCUCUCUGUCGCGUGAGAAAUAAUUUUAGGGGAUUCUAGAUUUGAAGCUUUCGUGACUGCAAGGAUUCAUACUCUUAUUUUUUUCGGUAAAGUCACUUAGGUAAAAAAUGACAUUUUAAUUAAUAAAAAUAAAAGAAUAAAAAUCCCGACGUUUCGGAGGCAACACAAGCUUCUGACUUCAGGUGAAACUGUCAGCAAAAUAUAUAUGAGAACAUAGUAACAUUGUGUGUCUGUGUGUCUCUCUCUGUGUGUCUGUGUUGUGUCUCUCUCUGUGUCUGUGUUGUGUGUCUAUCUGCUUGUGUGUCUGUGUGUU